Molecule: messenger RNA, 264 nt
Organism: Heterobasidion irregulare TC 32-1
Lineage: Eukaryota; Fungi; Basidiomycota; Agaricomycetes; Russulales; Bondarzewiaceae
Exons: 4
Source: RefSeq, a predicted model, not a curated record
AUCGUUGAUUGGAUGCUCAUGGGCAUCUUGAUAGUUCAAGUCUAUUUUUAUCUAUGCAAUUUCCCGAAAGACAGAAUCGCAAUUCUAUAUGUUAUCUCGUGUCUGAACGUAACGCAGGCCGUAUUCGGGACACAUCUGGGUUGGUGGUUCAUGAUCGAGCACUGGGGCAGGCCGGACGUCCUCAAGUUGGUGCCUUGGACGGCGGCAACCAUUCCAAUCGUGUGUAGUCUCAUUGCAGCAAUCGUGCAAACAUUUUAUGCUUGG